Podarcis muralis (Common wall lizard) is the source of this 1284-nucleotide messenger RNA. NCBI's taxonomy places the organism in Eukaryota, Metazoa, Chordata, Lepidosauria, Squamata, Lacertidae. The record is from RefSeq and is a predicted model, not a curated record.
AUGGCGUACGGAGGAAGAGGGAAGAAACUGAAUCCACAGUUUUGGCAGCUCCAUCACUUUCUGAGAAGUAUCUCAUUUAACAAUACUGCAGGAGAUGUGGUCUUCAUCAACCAGAAUGGAGAGGCAGCAUCUAGCUUGGAUAUUGUCAACUGGAUCAUAUUCGCAAACCAAAGUUUCCACCGAGUGAGAGUUGGGAGGAUAGAUCCACAAGCUCCUCCAGAUCAAAAAUUAACCCUUGAUGAAGAUGCCAUAACAUGGCACAGUUGGUUUAACCAGACUCAGCCUCUUUCAGUCUGUACUGAGCGUUGUCUUCCAGGAUCCAGCAAGAAAGUGAAGGAGGGAGAGCCCCCUUGCUGCUACGAUUGCAUCCCAUGUCCAGAGGGGAAGAUUGCAAAACAGGAUGAUAUGAAUGACUGUUAUAAAUGCCCAGACAAAGACUAUCCAAGCAAGAACCGGAAUGCAUGUCUAUCCAAGGAUAUAAGCUUCUUGUCUUAUGAAGAAACUUUGGGCAUCAGUUUGGCCUCUUUCUCUUUUUUCCUUUCCUUGAUCACAGCUCUGGUACUAGGUAUAUUUAUGAAACACCACAACACACCCAUUGUCAUUGCAAACAACCGAAACCUCACCUACACUCUCCUCAUCUCUCUCCUGCUCUGCUUUCUUUGUGCAUUGCUCUUCAUUGGCCGACCUGAGAAGGUCACAUGUCUCCUCCGGCAACCAGCUUUUGGUAUCAUCUUCUCAACCGCUGUUUCUUGUGUCCUGGCAAAAACCUUCACAGUAGUUUUGGCCUUCAUGGCUACAAAACCAGAAUCCAGGAUGAGGAAAUGGGUGGGGAAAGGACUAGGCCACUCCAUUCUCCUUUUCUGCUCCAUAGUUCAAGCAGGGAUAUGUACUCUGUGGCUGGCAACUUCACCCCCAUACCCAGAUGUGGACAUGUACUCAAUGACAGAAGAAAUCAUACUAGAAUGUAAUGAGGGGUCUGUGACCAUGUUUUACUGUGUCCUCAUCUACAUGAGCUGCCUGGCCACUGUAAGUUUUGCUGUGGCUUUCCUCGCCAGGAAGUUACCGGACAGUUUCAACGAAGCCAAGUUUAUCACUUUCAGCAUGUUGGUCUUCUGCAGUGUUUGGCUGUCCUUUAUUCCUUCCUACCUGAGCACCAAGGGAAAAUACAUGGUAGCUGUGGAGAUCUUCUCCAUCUUAGCCUCCGGUGGUGGGUUGCUGGGUUGCAUCUUUUCCCCCAAAUGUUAUAUAAUUAUUCUGAGGCCUGAGCUGAACAAUAGAGAACAG